UUUGUUUUCCGCGUGAUGCUGCUCUUCUCUUCAAAGCCGAGGAAAGUCAGGGGCUCAUGUGUCAACAUCCAGGGUUUCCCCGGGGAGGAAUAGCAUUAGCGUUAUUCCAAAUAAAGAAAAGCAAAACAAAACUCAAAAACGCCUGAUGUUGCUUUGAAGAACCUUUUAUUUUUGUUAACAAAUUACUCCUCGGAAGUAUCGGGGUUUUUUUUUACUUCAAAGACUAGAAGACGACCUAAGGCUCCUGCUGCUUUGACGUUAGCUAACGUUAUUUUAAAGGAUGACAGAGUACAAAGUGCGAAUAGCGUCUCCAGUCAUUUAAUAACAUCUGGGGAAACGUUAGCUUAGCCAGCUAGCCUGGUAGUUCGAUUAGACAGAGGAAAGGCGGCGAAACACACUGCUGACAUGAUGUUUCCUCAAUCGAGGCACUCGGCAUCCUCUCAGUCCAGCCAACCUCUCAAGUUCACCACCUCUGAUUCCUGUGACCGCAUCAAGGACGAGUUCCAGUUCCUCCAAGCACAGUACCACAGUUUGAAGCUGGAGUGCGAUAAGCUGGCUUCUGAAAAGUCAGAGAUGCAGCGUCACUAUAUCAUGUACUAUGAAAUGUCCUACGGGCUGAACAUUGAAAUGCACAAACAGGCUGAAAUAGUGAAGAGACUAAAUGGGAUCUGUGCUCAGGUGCUGCCUUACCUGUCACAGGAGCAUCAACAACAAGUCAUGGGCGCUAUUGAAAGAGCCAAGCAGGUCACACCUCCUGAGAUGAACUCCAUCAUACGUCAACAGCUUCAGGUGCAACACCUGUCCCAGCUUCAGGGCCUGGCUUUGCCAGUAGCCCCGCUUCCCCUGGGCCUCACCCCACCCACUCUGCCCGCCGUCUCCUCCAGCUCCGGCCUGCUGUCCCUCUCCUCCAUCCUGGCCAACUACUCCCACGGCCAGCCCCCGGUAGCGAAGGAGGACAAGGCCAGAGAUGUCGCAGAGAGAGCACCUAGAGGGGAUGAUGGAGACAAGUCAGACUAGUGCAGAAAGAGCGAGGAGGUUUGGAGAGGGAUGGUAUGGGGUGUAAUAAAUGUCACAAAAAAAGGAAAGGGUGUCUGGAGGCCUGUCUACUGAGUGUCAAUGUAGAAGAGUAAUUGCAAGGAUGAUUAGCAAAAGGACCGAGCUUAAACUUUUGUAAGUGCUGAAGAUGAAACUCCUGAAUGGCUGAGAGUAAAUGUUCUUAUUAUUUAGUGGUAAUAGACUUGGUUCAGGCUUCUAGACUUUAAUAGAUGUGUGGGGUUUUUAAAAAAAGAAAUUUUGUUCAAGCCACUGUUGUUAGGCUUAAAUCAAGAUAAAUGUUUUCCCAUUUGGAGAGAGAGCUAAGAAGGAAACACAAUAGCAGUACCCUGGUAGAUAACCGUCAGAUUUAUUUUCUCUUCCAUUUUUUGUUAUCAGAUCUGUUUAGUGUUUAUUUCCACGUCCUCUGUAGUCCCUCUGAUUGAGUCUCAAUGCAGUCUGCCAGUCAUAAAAAGCAGUUUUAACAACUCCACUCCGCACAUACUGCUUCGCUGUUGCUCACGACUUGCUAAAAUGAAAUCAUCUUUUUCCAAAACGUUAACUGGAGCAGUUUUGUCAGUAAUUCCAUUAAUUUACUCUGUUAAGUGUUAUGUUCUUCAUUAUUCCCAACCGUUGGAUGCAUUACCAGAGCUGUGUGCGCAUUAGUCCCACAUAAAUCAAGUUGUGUUUUUUUUAAUUUCAGAAAGAUCGUUGGUUUGUACAAAUGGUAAAGUAGCCAACUUGGAAGUUAAUAUGUAGUAGGUAGGCCUAGCUGCCCCUGUGAGCUCCACAUGGGAUGUGGACCAUUGACAAAAGAUCAUGGACCCCGCGUCUUUAAAUGAUAAGAAUAGAUGCUCUGAAAAACCCCCCAACUCAUCUUGUUUUUGUAAACUGAGACAGGUUCUUAUAAAACAUAAAGAUUCCUGUGUGUUAGAGUGAAUGUGAUUGGAAAGAAGAAAACACUUUAACUUUACUUUUAAGCACCUUUUGUGUUCUCCUUUGACCCCCCCCCCCUUGUUCCUGCCCUUUCCCCCUGCGGGUCCACAAAAUUGAUCCCAAAAUAGGAUCUAAAUGUUAAAACAGUGUGGUUUUGACAUACAGCCAAGCGUUGUGUUUUUAUAGGUUAGCAGAGCUUUUUAGUUUUAGCUGAGAUUGCGUUAAGUACCACCUUUCUUUUUAUCUGUGACUACACAAACCUGACAUUCUCAGCAUUUUGAAACACGAGCUGUAUUCCAACCACAUACUUACUGUCUUCAUUAUACACUAUGGGUAGCAAGCUUUUCAUGUAGGUAAUGUGCAAAAAAAUUUAAUAUGCUGUUUUUGUAUUAAUGAGAGUGACUUCUUUUAGCUUUGUUACCAUCAUGGAGAUGUGGUGAGAUUUUGUUUUCGGCUUUUUCUACCUGUGAUCAGCUCCCACGUAUAAUUUCUUGUUGUUGGACAGUCAUUUCCUCCCAGUUUUGUUUGAAUUCUGACAAAUGUGAUUAUUGAACAGAGCUGUAAUUCACUUUCAUUAUUAUUGUUAUUAUUAUUAUUAUUAUCAUUAAUAAUAAUAAUAAUAAUAAUAAUAAUAAUAAUAAUAAUAAUAAUAAUAAUAAUAAUAAUAAAGAUGAGCAGUAUAGCUUUAAAUAGCUUUAUCACCUUUAAUAUAAAUAAGGAUGUUAUGUACAAAUAGCAAUUAACCGUUUGACUCAUUCAUUAAUAUAGAUUAUUAAGAUAUCAAAAUGUUAUUGUUGAAAGAAGCAUGAUUAAAAUGAAUUGGAUCUGCAGUGUUAAAGAGCAGCAGUUCAGCUGACCACUUCCAACCAGUCACAUGAAGGUCAAACUAAGCAUCAGAAUGGGGAGGAAAGGUGACCGUGAACGUGGCACGGUUGUUGGUGUCAGAUGGGCUAAACUGAGUAUUUCCAAAACUGCUGUUCUACUGGGAUUUUUCCCAGAGUACUGCGCGUUUACUUUAUUCAAACGCCCUCCAGAGAAACCAGAUCUCAAUCCAAUAGAGCAUCUUUGGGAUGCAGUGGGACGGGACGUUCGUGUCCUGGAAGUGCAGCCGACAAAUCUGCAGCAGUUGUGUGGUGCUGUCAUGUCGAUGUGGAUCAUAAUCUGUGAGCAGAGUUUCCAGCUUUUUGUUAAAUCAAUGACAAAUGUUCUGAAAGCCAAAGGUAUUCCAACCUAAUACUAGCAAGGUGUACCUAAUAAGGUGGCUGGUGAAUGUAAUUUGAAGUGGCUUACAAUUACUAUAAUAUGUUUUAAAUGUAGUGUAUUGAUGUUGGAAACAUCAGGAGGCAUUCUUUGGUAGUUUAGCCAUGUUAGACUAAUUUAGACUAAAAGUUGAUCAGUGUUAAACGAUAACAGUAAAAUGAAUCUUUAGUAAAUACGAUCCAGGCUACACACACUCAACAACUCCAAACCUGCUAGUUUAGUAGUGCAGGUUCAGGCCUAGAGGUAAAAGCAGACUGUUGGAUUUUUAUGUUGUUAUAUCUGAAAAGGAGCAGCUGCUCACAGAUGUUUUCAACUUUAACCGAUAAUAAUAGGGAAAUGAUUCAAGUGACAUCUAAGAAAAUGAAGAUGACCGUUUUCGAAAAUGCUACCCAGGAGGUUAUAUGCGUGUUGAUAAUUUCCCAUUUUUGUGAUCUUAUAUAUGAAAACUUGUAUGCAUAAUGUUUGCAGUUGGUAUGUGGUAUAAAACUGGUGAACAGCUCAAGUUUAUGGCUGAGAAAUGUUCAUUUUUUAGGCAGCAGAGGGCAGCAGUGCUCUUCCAGUGAUUUAUUAUGGGUUAUAAAAAGCAUGGAAACAGCCCCAGGUUUAUCUGUCUUAUUCAGUCACAUUAUUGCUUUCCUCUCUUUUCGUUUUUAUGAUUGUAUGCUGACCACAGGUACACUGCAGGUGUGUCAGCUGUCCCCCCCCCCCCCC
This is a messenger RNA of Maylandia zebra (zebra mbuna), 3939 nucleotides long. RefSeq names its product TLE family member 5. Gene Ontology annotation, cellular component: nucleus; transcription regulator complex. Gene Ontology annotation, molecular function: transcription corepressor activity; protein binding. The record is from RefSeq and is a predicted model, not a curated record. Gene Ontology annotation, biological process: negative regulation of canonical Wnt signaling pathway; regulation of DNA-templated transcription. Lineage: Eukaryota; Metazoa; Chordata; Actinopteri; Cichliformes; Cichlidae.